Molecule: messenger RNA, 1491 nt
Organism: Lathyrus oleraceus (garden pea)
Lineage: Eukaryota; Viridiplantae; Streptophyta; Magnoliopsida; Fabales; Fabaceae
Product: protein RGF1 INDUCIBLE TRANSCRIPTION FACTOR 1
Exons: 4
Coding region: 242-898 (218 amino acids)
Source: RefSeq, a predicted model, not a curated record
ACGAGCCUUCUCUCUAUCUCUCUCAUCGUUUUCUCUCUCUAGAAAUUAUACAUUAUUACCGCCUUCGAGUUCUACAAGAACCCAUUCCCUCCUUCACCGCCCCAAAUUCUUCUCAUCUCUCUAACAUUCUCUCUCUCUAACAUUUAUCAAAAAACUUUCAGUGUCUCCAAUCAGCAUCUUCAAACUGGCGUUCGAGAAUCAAGACACAGUUCGUGAAAUCAAGCCCAAAAAUAGGAGAAUCAUGGGUGCUGGAGGACCUGAUGAUGAAGAAAACAGAUGGCCGCCAUGGUUGAAACCUCUGCUGAAAGAGCGUUUCUUUGUUCAAUGUAAGAUGCACGCUGAUUCGCAUAAGAGUGAGUGUAAUAUGUACUGUUUGGAUUGUAUGAAUGGUGCUCUUUGUUCUCUCUGCCUCAAUUACCAUAAAGAUCAUCGCGCUAUUCAGAUAAGGAGGUCUUCAUACCAUGAUGUUAUUAGAGUGAAUGAGAUUCAGAAGGUGUUGGACAUAUCCGGUGUUCAAACCUAUAUUAUCAACAGUGCUAGGGUCGUGUUCUUGAAUGAAAGGCCUCAGCCAAGGCCGGGCAAAGGUGUCACCAACACCUGUGAAGUCUGCGAGCGAAGCCUUCUCGAUUCGUUUCGAUUCUGUUCUCUUGGUUGCAAGAUUGUUGGAACAUCAACGAGUUUCCAGAAGAAGAACAAGUUAGCAACCUUGAUAUCGGACUCGGAGGAUUCAUACAGCAGCAGUUGCAGCCAUGGAAAACUGAAGAACAACAUCAAGGUGCAGGUGCAAAGCUUCACUCCUUCAACACCACCACCAACUUCAGUUAAUUACAGAACAGCCAAAAGAAGAAAGGGAAUCCCACAUCGUGCCCCAAUGGGAGGACUAGUCUUGCAGUACUAGUCAACAGUUCAUAGUUUUAGGUUACUGCUAUAAUGCCCUUAAUGAACCCGGUUCCCCUAACGUUUGAGAUUUCCCGCAUUCACCUAGUCAGAACAUUGACAUAAUGUUCCGACUAUGUGAAUGUGGAUUCUUUUUGACAGAGGGAACUUUGGUUCAACUUUAAUAUAUAGAUACCAAAAAAAAUCUAAAGAAUCUGUCUUAAUGUUGCUCAUCAGUUCCAGUGCUAGAGCUUUUUGGUGAAAAGGGCCAGUGCUGGAAUUGUUGUUGGUGUUAAUAGUGUUUGUUUUUGUGUGUAUAGGAAAAAUCCAAUAGAAGUGGGAAAAUGUUGUAUAAGCAGAAGAAAAAUAAAACUUAUGUAAAAUACUAGUUUGAUAAAAAGGAACGGUGUAGGAAAAUAAGCAAAAAGUUCCUUUGGACCAAAGCUAAAGAUGGUAAUGACAACAGUAUAGGUUGGUUUUCUAGAGUAAUUAUAUCUAAGUUUAGGGGGUGUAAAUAGUGAAAAAAGUGACAAUGACAGUGUGCUCUUUACAAAUAUAGGUCGACUCUAUCUUUAUGUAAAAUUGUGAAAUUCAUAAUAAUGAUAAUUUUUAUAA